Messenger RNA from Patella vulgata (common limpet), 2413 nucleotides. Its product is annotated as 18S rRNA aminocarboxypropyltransferase. NCBI's taxonomy places the organism in Eukaryota, Metazoa, Mollusca, Gastropoda, Patellidae. Gene Ontology annotation, molecular function: rRNA small subunit aminocarboxypropyltransferase activity. Gene Ontology annotation, biological process: maturation of SSU-rRNA. The transcript has 7 exons. The record is from RefSeq and is a predicted model, not a curated record. Bases 224 to 1375 code for a protein of 383 amino acids.
AGUAACUGAGCUUGCGUAUUGAAAGCAAGUUGGUACAUGGAAGCUAAUGUUAUAAUAAUAAGGCUAUUUAAACUCACACGUGAGCCGUAACAAUCCAAUGUGAGUUAUAUUACAGAUCUAAUUAAGUUUAUGACGUAACACACAAUAUAAGAUCAGAGGUGUGAAUCUAAAAACUUUUCAAUUUUUGAACUGUCGGCUGUCACUGUGAUACUGAUGGUUUAUAAUGGGAAGACACAAAACAUAUGGACAUCAUAAUAAUGGACCAAAGAAGACAACUAAAAGAGACAGACAUCAAGCUAGAGAGAAUAAAUUUGAUGAAGAAAAAUUUAAUGAAGACAUUUCAACAGUAUUAACAAAUGAAGAAAAUGGCGAAAGUGGAGCAGCAUUUUGGUCCCCAGAAAAGUUUCCAUGUCCUCUUGCUAUGUGGGAUUUUGAACAUUGUGAUCCCAAAAAAUGUACAGGAAGAAAGCUGAUCCGAUUGGGUUAUGUUCGCAACUUAAAAACCAACAAACGGUUUAAUGGUUUAAUUUUAACACCUGUUGGCACAAAAUGUUUAUCACCUGAAGAUAGAGAAAUCAUUGCUGACAGGGGUGUGGCUGUCAUUGACUGUUCCUGGGCUAAAUUGCAAGAAACACCAUUAGCAAAAAUGAAAGGAUCCAAUGCCCGCUUGUUGCCAUAUCUAGUUGCAACAAAUCCAGUUAAUUAUGGUAGACCAUGUAAAUUGUCAUGUGUAGAGGCAUAUGCUGCUGCAUUUUAUAUUACUGGGUUUAAAGAGUUAGGUAAAAUUUUGCUGAAGAAGUUUAAGUGGGGUGGAGAAUUUUAUAAGUUAAAUCGAGAAUUGUUAGAUAUUUAUGCUAGUUGUAGUAGUGGUCAAGAAGUUGUGGCAGCUCAACAAAUUUAUCUGAAUAAGUUAACAAGUGAACAAAAGGAAGAAGACAGUUCUAUGAUGUCUUCAGAUCUUGGAUUAGAACAUUAUAACCCCAACAGAAGGGAUUUUCCUAUAUCUAGUUCUUCAGAUUCAAGUUCAGAUGAAGAUAGUGAUGAUAGUGAAGAGGAGGACUUACACAUUAGUGACAAAAAUAAAAAGCGUGAUAUCUGUAAAGAUGAUACUGAUGAUGAGGAAACAGAUGAUGAGGAAGAUGCGGAUGAAAAUCUAUUAGAUCUAGAUGUGAAUAAUUUAUUAAAACAAACUAUAGACAAUAGAGAUAAACUUUCAGAACAGUUAAAAACAGAUGAUGAGGAAGAUGACGAUGAAAAUAUAUUAGAUCUAGAUGUUAAUAAUUUAUUAAAACAAACUAAAGACAGUAGUGAUAAACUUUCAGAACAAUUACAGUUAAAAACAGAUUUAUCUAGUUGUAUUAAAGAUACAAGCUGAGAAAAAUAUUUGUGUGCUUUUAUUUAACUCUGUUUGGAUUUCAAAUGAUAGAAGAUUAUUCAGUGCCAUACAGAAAUGAUGUAUAAUCGUAAACCAAUUAGUCUCUAUUAUCAAGAGUGUGUCAUUGAUAUUUCUUGUGUCAAGGAUAUUUCUUAUUCUAUCAUUGCUCAUCUGGAAGGCACAAGAAAUUCAGAUCACACUAUUGAAUUAUAAUAUCAAACGAAAUUGGUUUAUUAGAUAUACAUGAUUGACUUUCAAAGGUUUACUAGUAAGCCUGGAUCAUCGUGGCAUAUGCAUAGUCUGUAAUACAGACUCUGUAUCCUGUCAUUUUCUAUCUUACCCAAUGGCUAAAUAGCAUUUGGAGCUGUUUCUCUUUGGGUUUUCAUCUGUUUCCUCCCACUGCUAAAGACCACUACGCGCAAGCAAAUUAUUGAAAAAAAAAAUUGAACCAUUUAUUAGUUCCAAAAUGAACUAGUUUGUGUCAAGUGGACAUUAAACCCCAUUUCUCUCUUACCGUACUCCACACGUGAUUGGUAUGUGUGUUAAUACAGUUAUUUUAUUGUUUGGGGGCCAUGUGUAGUUAUGAUAUUGAUCCUGUUCAUGCCAAGCCGAAGAUAGUGCAUCUAUACACAGCUAGUGAUGAUAAUGCAUGUGCUGCAUCACUGACGUGUAAUCACUUGAAAACACAUCUCCAUUAAUAAGUUAACUUUUAUUAGAGCCAAACUUUGGCUGUGUGGAGCACCUUACAUUUUAACCAAAUGCAAUAUAUCAAUUUUUGGAGUUGCAUCCCUUUAAUAGAUCUACCUCGGGUGGGGGGGUUGCUGAAGAAUUUUCAAUCUAUCGUGUUGUUUUGUUCUGUUUAAUAGGAUAGUCACCCCGCGAUCAUCUGAUGGCAUAUUUCUGAAAGCGUGUUUAGGGCUAGUGGGGACAUAAUACUUUACACUUUAAAAAUGCAUUAUGUAAGAUUUAGAUCAAGCUGGCCGUUCUUGCUCUAACAGUUUAAAAAUAGAUAAUUCAAAAUAAAUAUAUUGAAAAUUC